This is a messenger RNA of Parastagonospora nodorum SN15, 1506 nucleotides long. RefSeq lists its product as hypothetical. The coding region runs from base 1 to 1506 and encodes 501 amino acids. NCBI's taxonomy places the organism in Eukaryota, Fungi, Ascomycota, Dothideomycetes, Pleosporales, Phaeosphaeriaceae. The record is from RefSeq and is a predicted model, not a curated record. The transcript is spliced from 2 exons.
AUGCUGAUGAAGAAGAUGUGGGUUGUCGAAGAGCGCAAGGACAAGACGGUUUACCGCCGCCGCUGCCCUGGUGCUUCAGACAUCCUGACCUUCUUCUUUGUGUCGACAUGCGCCCUGCUAUUUCUCCUAAUAUGCUCCAUACUCUAUGGCACCCGGACGGAGAACCCGCAUCUCCCUGGCAUGGUCCAAGGGGUUCUACCGGCUGGCAGGUGUCUCUGCCAGUUCAGCUCCAAUUUCCAGUGCGAUACAUGUUUGGACUGCGCAUCAAACCAGGCGCUUCUGGCCGAAAACGCCACCGACGCCGAUCCUUGGACUUUCACCUAUAAGAGAGACAGAAACAACUAUGGUCUGGAUGAGGAGCAGUGUCAGAGUGCAUUCCCUGGGCAGUAUGAGGACAUUGAGCGCGCCGUCAAGCUGCGCGACCGAUGGGGCAAGGUCACGGAGGAGGACCUCUCAAGUUUUGACCUUACCAAGGGCAUGGUUCGCGGCAUGAUCUAUGAUCGAGAGCUGUACAUCCUUGAGACAUACCUCGUCGACAACGUCAACCGACAGAAAGCUAUCGCAUCCCUCAGCGCCAUGUACCGAUCUGUCCGCUCCGCGCCCGCGACCACAGAAAUCCCGAAUAUCGAGUUCGUCUUCUCCGUUGAAGAUCUGCCCGCGCAGCCAACCAAGCCAAUGUGGUCGCUCGCUCGUCGUGUACAGGACCAUCAUCUCUGGCUGAUACCCGACUUUGGAUUCUGGAGCUGGGACAUGCCCUCGCUCGGCACGCUCGAUGAGGUGGCGAUUGAAGCAGUCGAGCGCGAGAGUGUGGAGCCAUGGGAUCAGAAACAGGAGAAGCUUGUCUGGCGCGGCAAGAUCACAUUUGCGCCGAAACUGCGGAGAGCAUUGCUCGACGCCGCAAAGGGCAAGCCGUGGAGCGACGUUGGGCAGCUCAAGUGGACGGACCCCAACUUUAAGGAACAAUUCCUUGGCCCGGUAGAUCAGUGCAACUACAUGUUCAUUGCACAUGCUGAGGGUAUGACUGACGACACGGAGCUUCCGCCUUCAAGGCCUCAGAAGCAAGCGACCAUGAUCAAAACUGACGAUCCUGCAGGCCGCUCCUACUCCGGCUCUCUCAAGUACCGCCAACUCUGCCGCUCCGUUAUCGUCUCACACAAGCUCCAGUGGAUACAGCACUACCACUACCUCUUUCGCAACAACGGCUCAAAUCAGAACUUCGUCGAGGUCGAGCGCGACUUCUCCGACCUGGUGCCCGCGAUGGAGGAUCUACUCGAUCACCCCGAGAAGGCGAAACGCAUAGCAGACAACAGCGUCGCUGUAUUUAGGGAACGCUACCUCACGCAAGCGGCCGAGUCGUGUUACUGGAGACAUCUCAUUAAGAGGUGGAAAGACGUCCUAGGCUUCGAGCCAAUGCUGUACAAAGCUGGGGGUUCGGAAAGCAGCAAAGACGGCAAGAGGGUCAAGAAAGACCAAAAGAGGGGGGUACGAUACGAAACGUUCAUGUGA